Messenger RNA from Angiostrongylus costaricensis, 561 nucleotides. The record is from the annotation of a GenBank genome assembly. NCBI's taxonomy places the organism in Eukaryota, Metazoa, Nematoda, Chromadorea, Rhabditida, Metastrongylidae.
GAAAUGCCUUUGCCGCCACAGAUUCAAACUGUGCUUAACGAUGUCGACAAACAAUUACACGGUGACAGUCCUAUCAAUAAUGUACUCGGGACUAUCGAACAAAAAUCAGGAGUAAGAAGACUUCACAUCGUCCUCGGAGUUGCUGCGUUGCAAGCGCUCUACCUCAUCUUUGGCCACUUUGCUCAGCUUGUCUGUAACUUCAUGGGAUUUAUCUACCCGGCAUACGUGAGUGUGAAAGCGAUAGAGAGUGCAACGAAGGUCGAUGACACUCAGUGGCUCACCUAUUGGGUUGUAUUCGCCGUCUUUUCUGUUGCUGAAUUUUUCUCUCAACAAAUCCUUUCCGUCUUCCCGGUGUAUUGGCUGUCUAAGUCACUGUUCCUGCUCUGGCUUUAUUUGCCGUCUACCAUGGGCGCUACGAAAAUAUAUCACAAGAUGAUCAAACCAUUUGUUAUGAAACAUCAUACAUCGAUUGAUCAACGCAUAGAAAAUAUUGCGGAUAAAGCAAAAGAUGGUGAGUUGCCUAGCUUAAGUAUAGUAUAUUACGCCGAAAUAAGAAUAUGA